Pipistrellus kuhlii (Kuhl's pipistrelle) is the source of this 4708-nucleotide messenger RNA. It is a transcript of the gene VWDE, whose product is annotated as von Willebrand factor D and EGF domains. The transcript has 21 exons. Bases 372 to 4442 code for a protein of 1356 amino acids. Gene Ontology annotation, cellular component: cell surface; extracellular region. Gene Ontology annotation, molecular function: signaling receptor binding. NCBI's taxonomy places the organism in Eukaryota, Metazoa, Chordata, Mammalia, Chiroptera, Vespertilionidae. Gene Ontology annotation, biological process: anatomical structure development. The record is from RefSeq and is a predicted model, not a curated record.
GUUUUCCUAAAGCAUUUGUUCCAACAGCGAGACACAGGUGCCACGCUAUAUCCCUGGAGCUAAUCCCUGGGGUGUGUCCUACUUGCUGCAGGCACCUGAGAUCCCACCGCAGGGACCCGCGGGGGGGGGGGGGGGGGGGGGGGCAGGUGGGGCGUGGCUUCUGGGCAGGUGGCUGGGCUUGGAGGGAGGAGUCACCAGGCUCGCGCCUCAGUCCCUGAAAAGGUCGGCUGCACCCCAAAAGCGAGGACAAGCAGGGACCCUGAAAGCCGAGGAAGAGAAACAGACUAAGCAAGACCUGCGGGGGUGCCCCAUCCUCCCCGCACCCACAGCGGGGGUUCUGCAGGGCUUUUGUCCCUGCUGUGGCAGCAGCGAUGCCUGGCGGAGCUUGGGCGCUGGCGCUGGCACUGAUGCUCCUUGAGGCGGGGAAUGGUCAGCCAGCUCAGGAGUGCUCUCCAGGGGGACACCGGUUACUUGAGAGCCCUCACAGAAGUGUCCAUUUUGACUCAUUGUUCCUCCAGCAGUCAGCCCCUCAAGACCUGAUAUGUGACCAUUCCCUUGCUGCUGGAUGGUAUCGAUUUGUCAUCUUUGACAGACCUGCUGAGAUGCCAACCAAAUGUGUCGAGAUGAACCACUGUGGAACACAGGCUCCAAUCUGGCUGUCUCUGAGAGAUUCAGAAACAAUGCCUGCACCGGGGGAGCUCAAGCAACUGACUGCUUGUGCCACGUGGCAAUUUUUGCUGAGCGCUACUAAAGACUGCUGUCUUUUUCACAUCCCAGUGUCUGUCAGAAACUGUGGACAAUUUUUUGUGUACUUACUACAACCCACUCAGGGGUGUAUGGGAUAUUGUGCAGAAGCUAUUUCUGAUGCAAAAUUAAACCCAUGUGGCCCUGAUGAAAUAGAAAUUGAAGGUGACUGUGUUCGACAGCUGUCUGCCUCAUUGCCACCACCACCUCCAGGAAGACCCCAGAUAGUGGUGGAGCUGAUUGAGUCCAGGGUUUUCUGUAGGUGUGCUGUUGAUGUUUCCCCUACGAACAACUCCGUGGGAUUUAUUAUAGCUUGGUCUAGGCUUUCUUCUCAAGACGUCAGGGAGGAACUGAAGCAAGAGACCACCAUUCAGGCAUUCUCUCUGUUAGAAAUGGAUGGCAUAAAUCUUAGACUUGGAGAUAGGAUAUUCUGUACAGCUUCUAUCUUUUUCUUGGAGAAACCACAAGUAAAAAGUUUAGCUACUGAAAGUCAAGAAUUUUUUGCAGGCAUUAAGUUACAACCCGAAAUGAGUACUAUAUCAGAAGAUGGAAAAGAAUAUCAGUUGAGGAUAGAGAGCACAAUUCCUGUCGUUUGUCCUGAAUUCAGUGAGCUUGAUCAGGAAUGUAAAAUCUCAUUAAGACUGAAAACUGUUGAUCAAGGUAAAGACCUGCUAGGUUUAAAUUUGGCACUGUCUUCCUGUCACGUGGACCUUCUCCAGACAACGUCCUGUGCUAAUGGAACCUGUAGCCAUGCUCUUGUUUACUACACUGCUGUAACUGAUUUCUCCCAUGAUGGAAACAGAGUUACAGACAUUAUAGUGGAACCUAUAGUUAACGAGGAUUUCCUAUGGAACAGCUAUACUCCAGACAGCAUCCAGGUCAGAGUAAAGGAUGUCCCAACUGCUUACUGCUAUUCAUUUACUGACCCACAUAUAAUUACAUUUGAUGGCAGGGUAUACGAUAAUUUCAAGACUGGAACGUUUAUGCUUUACAAGAGUAUGUCACGUGAUUUUGAAGUCCAUGUACGCCAAUGGGACUGUGGAAGCCUUCACUAUCCUGUGUCAUGUAACUGCGGGUUUGUUGCCAAAGAAGAAGGUGAUGUAGUUACUUUUGAUAUGUGCGGUGGCCAGCUACAUGAAUCGCAGCCGUAUUUAUUUCUAAAGAGCCAACAUGAAACCAGCAAUAUCAAGAUAAGUGAAUCUUAUUUAGGAAGAAAAGUCACAAUCUGGUUUUCUUCUGGAGCCUUUAUCCGUGCCGAUCUUGGUGAUUGGGGCAUGAGUCUAACUCUCAGAGCCCCAAGUGUAGAUUACAGGAACACUUUGGGACUUUGUGGUACCUUUGAUGAAAAACCCGAAAAUGAUUUCCAUGACAAAAAUGGGAACAAAAUUGAUCAAACUUUUAAUAGCUGUUUUGCUUUUAUUAAUGAAUGGAGGAUUUUCCCAGGAAAAAGCAUGUUCGACACAAUGCCCAUAACUCUACCAUCACCUGGAAAACUACCCUAUUGUAGCUGCUCCUUGGACACCACUUCACUGUACCCGUCUUCUCAUCGUCCGGCCCAUGUUUCUCAAGCAGACGUGGCUUCCGACUGCAAAGUCCUCACACGUGUCAAAUUCUCUUCCUUGAUACCAGAACUGGAUGUCACUUCUAAAUAUAUUAACUCAGAAGCUCUUGUCGGAGAGAUAAACAAGCAUACCUCUCGAGAAGAAAAUAAUUCAAAUUUCUUUCCUCAAGACAAAAAGCACGUGAACCUACCCAAACUGGAUUUAAAUUUACAAAAAUAUCCUAAGAAUGAGAAACAAGUUGUACCAAAAACUUUGGACAAAGGGGUACAGACACGGGACCAGGACAGACACAGUCAAGAAACAGGGCGGCAUCGACAAAACAGAUGGAGACGGCAAAGCUUUUAUGAGUUUCUUCCUUUGCUUGCUUUCCAGAGUCUCAGCCAGAAUGAUGCAAAAGAGCUUCCGUAUUUUUUCCCUGAGGACCAUACUAAGGAUGUCCAGCAAGAGUUUGUCCCCACGUGGCCUACGCCCUCUGGCCUCACGGAACACAGCACGUUGGAACUGUGUCAGCGGACGCUAGCCAACUCCAGCCUGGGAAGGCACUGCCUUCCCUUUCUUGGCACGAGACUAGAUGGUGUCAUAGAUAUGUGUGUUAAGGAUGUUCUCCUAAAAGAUGAUCUCAGCUGGGCAGGAGCAGGAGUGGCCCUUUUAGAAAACGAAUGUGAAAGGAGAAUUUUGGAAGAGGGUAAAUAUAACACAGAAGAAUAUGGCAAAUCGAUUGAAGACAUUCUCUUAGUGUUAAGAUGCCCCAACUUAUGCAGCGGCAAUGGGCAGUGUAUGCAAUGGGGAUGCAUGUGUCCCCCAGGCUUUGGUUCCUAUGACUGCAGUGAGUCACGUGGUAAGUUUACAACUCGAAUGAAUAAUUCAGAGGCAAUUUCUCAACAGAUGUCAGGUUUUAAACAUGCGGCUCAUACUCUGAACACAAAUCUCAGUCUGGGGGAACUAGAAGUUACUAUGGACAAUUGCAGUUCUAUAUGCAUUAACCCCAACCGCUCCCGUGAUGAAGUAAAAGACAUUACCCAGGGCACCAUCCAAACAGAGACAGGAGGAUAUAAUUACCAACUUACCACGUCUGCCCAAGGUUACACACAGCACAAGGAUGGGUUUGCAGCAUCAGUUAGUAGAGCCAUCACUAUUUUGCCAGAAAAGCCCGAGUCAACCAAAAUAUCAACUUGUGCAGAAUCGCCAUGCUUUCUGGGUGUUUCCUGUGUGCCAACCACCGAUGGUCACUUCCGAUGUGGACGCUGCCCCCUGGGAUAUUACGGAGAUGGUAUCAAUUGCAGAGCAACAUGUACAUACUGUAUCAACAUUUUACCCUUCAUUUUUGCAGCCAUUUGUAGACACCCAUGUGGAAAAGGGAGGGAGUGUGUUGCCCCAAACAUAUGUAAAUGUAAACCUGGUUACACUGGCUCUAACUGCCAAACUGCUAUAUGUCAUCCUGAUUGCAAAAACCAUGGAAAAUGUAUUAGACCUAACAUUUGUGAAUGUACCCCAGGAUUUGGUGGAGCAACUUGUGAAGAAGAAUAUUGUAGCCCUCCUUGUCAACAUGGUGGCACCUGCUUGGCUAGAAACCUCUGUACUUGUCCUUAUGGUUUUGUGGGACCAAGGUGCAAAACAAUGGUUUGUAACAAACACUGUGAAAAUGGAGGUGAAUGCCUUACACCAGAUGUUUGCCAGUGCAAGCCUGGCUGGUAUGGACCCACCUGCAGUACAGCUUUGUGUGACCCUGUUUGCCUCAAUGGUGGUUCCUGUAAUAAGCCAAACACUUGCCACUGUCCAAAUGGAUUCUUUGGUGCACAGUGUCAGAAUGCUAUCUGUCACCCUCCCUGUGAGAAUGGUGGCCGCUGCGUGAGAAAGAAUGUGUGCACCUGUCGUGGAGGAUACACUGGUAGGAGAUGCCAAAAAAGUAUCUGUGAUCCCAUGUGCAUGAAUGGAGGGAAAUGUGUGGGACCAAACAUUUGCUCUUGUCCUUCUGGUUGGAGAGGGAAACACUGCAACACACCUAUCUGCAUUCAGAAGUGUAAAAAUGGUGGUCAAUGCAUUGCUCCCAGUAUAUGCCAUUGUCCUGCCUCCUGGGAAGGAAUGCAGUGUCAAAUACGUAAGCCUACAGCAUUCAUUUUCUAUGAUAGAUUCUGAAUCUCAAUCUGUUACAUUGAUCAGCCAGAGAGCAGGGAAGAACCAAACAGCCAUCUUGGGUUUCCCAUAGCCCCUGCUAUUUGUUUAAUUUACAACCAUUGUUUAUCCAUACAAUAUACCCUAGAAGUUUUCAUCACUAAUUUUACGAAGCUUCCCAUGCAAUUUCAAAUAUUUUGAGGUAUUCCGGGGGCCCUUUGGAAAUACCUCCAAGUUAUUCCUACAUAUAUUGAGAUUUUAAUCCCUUAAAACUCAAUUUCUAGCACUAU